UUUCAGGCAACCUUUUAUCCAAUAGAAGCUGAAGCUAAAGGUGCUACUGCUGCAAAGUUUGGAGCAGUCUUUGGGAUCAUUCAUCUCUCUCUCUUCAUAUUUGCAUGUUCUCCGGCGUUUUCUUUCUUUGAAUUGCUAAAAAUAAGUGUUUUGAAGGCAUGGUGCGAUGCAGCAUUUAACUUUGGACUAACUAUUGGCCCAGUGGUUGGUGAUUUUUUAUAUGAAGUUGGGGGAUUCACCCUACUCUUUACUAUUACUGGAAGUGCUAUUCUGUGUGGAUUUCUUGCACUAUAUGCUACUGAGGUUUUGGUUGCUCUUCUGACAUGUUUGGUAAAUGCAUAUUCAGUUGGAACUCUAAAGGCAACUCUAACACCCUUCCUCCUCAGCAUGAAUACUAGUGUUAAAAUGAUUGCUGUUGCUUUUUUAUUGAUGUCAAUGUGCUCAGUUCUUGCAACUCCUCUGUUUGGAUUUAUCUGUGAUUCUAAGUUCUCUCCAUGGUUGGUAUCUGGUAUUGGAACCCUACUUAUGUUUGUAUGCUUUGCGUUCAUAGGACCCUGUCCCUACAUGUCCUUUAUCCCUGCUACAUUUGCAAGUGUUUGUGGAUCUUUAGUUGCUCAAGGGUUCAGAAGCUCAGCCAUAAGUAUUUCCAGCUUUAGUUCAGCUCAAAGAGCUGCUGUGGAAUCUGGGCUUCCAGAUAGUAUGGAGGUCCAGGCGGUAGUGUCAGGAGUUUACACUUCUGCCUUCGCUUUGGGAAACUUCUUUGGUCCAACUGUAUCAGGUGUUCUCUAUGAUAAGAUAGGGUUUGUUAACAAUCUUUUGGUGCUUCAAGCCCUAGUCGUGAUCAGCUUUGUGCUAAACCUCAUAAUUUACAAAACACGUGCUACUGAAGCUGAGACAAACCUAGAAGAGAAGACUGGAAUGCUACAAUGGUCCCAUAUUGUAGUGAACGGGAUGACUGAAGUUGUAAUUUCAAGCAACUCUCCAAUAAAAAAGUGUUCAAUUCAUAGCCAUACCUCUUAAUUCUUAGUCUAGUAAAAACAUAAUUUACAUGCUUAAUUCUUUAAUUCAUUUUUUUCAAUAGUGGUUUCUCUACAAAAGUGACUUUUUGCUGCAAUAUAGAGAGAGCAUAUUCGUUAUUAAAGUACAUAAUUUUACAUAAAUAUAUUUUUCAAACAAACACUUUAAUGAUGGAAUUUGCCAAGCCAACAUUGGCCAUCUUUAAAGGGAGUG
This is a messenger RNA of Eurytemora carolleeae, 1230 nucleotides long. RefSeq names its product MFS-type transporter SLC18B1. Gene Ontology annotation, biological process: transmembrane transport. NCBI's taxonomy places the organism in Eukaryota, Metazoa, Arthropoda, Copepoda, Calanoida, Temoridae. The record is from RefSeq and is a predicted model, not a curated record. The transcript is spliced from 4 exons. Gene Ontology annotation, molecular function: transmembrane transporter activity. The annotation marks the transcript as partial.